AUGAUGCUCAAUGGAAUAGUGACAAAUUUUCCAGAGUUAGAAUUUAUAAAUAGGAUAGCAUCUUGGACUUUGAAACAGAUUAUGGCUAAGAUUAGUGCUGAGAUUAAGAGGGCGACAGAGUCUGCUGAAGGUUGUGUGAAAGACUUCAUCUUUGGAUCCAAAAGGCAACCUGAAAGAGAAAUUGAGAAGCUGGCCCUUAACAGUGCAAACGAAUAUAAUUAG
Molecule: messenger RNA, 222 nt
Organism: Prunus armeniaca (apricot)
Lineage: Eukaryota; Viridiplantae; Streptophyta; Magnoliopsida; Rosales; Rosaceae
Source: the annotation of a GenBank genome assembly